Messenger RNA from Prunus avium (sweet cherry), 1152 nucleotides. Its product is annotated as protein-tyrosine phosphatase. The record is from RefSeq and is a predicted model, not a curated record. Gene Ontology annotation, molecular function: protein tyrosine phosphatase activity. Gene Ontology annotation, biological process: protein dephosphorylation. Lineage: Eukaryota; Viridiplantae; Streptophyta; Magnoliopsida; Rosales; Rosaceae.
UUUUCUUUUUCUCUUCUAUUUUACGCUAAGCGUUUCUAUAUUCUAUGAUACCCAAGCUGAAACUCAACACAUUUCCACAUGGUAUUUUCUCAGUCCUAGGAGAAUGAGGGUAUUGCACAGUAGAGUAGCAACCCCUUCAAAUUUACGAUUUUACCACUCCUCCAACCACCCCUCUCUAAAAACCCCAUUUCUUCUUCUUCCCCAAUUUCCAUCCCUUCAAAAAUCAUCCUUUCGUUCACAUUCCCUCAAAUAUAGCACCUCUUUCUCAUCUGGGUCUGUGAAAAAAGCAUCAAUGGCGGCUUCUUCUCCAUCCACGGAGGCAGAGACCAAGCCCUUCUCUGUUCUCUUUGUGUGCCUGGGCAACAUCUGCAGAAGCCCAGCUGCUGAAGGGGUCUUCAGGGACUUGGUGAAGAAAAGGGGUUUGGAUUCCAAGUUCAAGAUUGACUCUGCUGGAACCAUUGAUUACCAUGAGGGAAAUCAAGCAGACCCAAGAAUGAGGGCAGCCUCUAAAAGGCGUGGCAUUGAGAUAACUUCUUUAUCUAGGCCAAUCCGGCUGCCUGAUUUUAGAGAUUUUGAUCUUAUCCUUGCAAUGGACAAUCAGAACCGAGAUGAUAUAAUAGAGGCGUUUAAUAGGUGGAAAUUUAGAGAACCUCUACCCGAGGAUGCUCAUAAAAAGGUUAAGUUAAUGUGUUCUUAUUGUAAGAAACACGAUGAAACUGAAGUACCGGACCCUUAUUAUGGUGGACCGCAAGGUUUUGAGAAGGUUUUGGAUUUACUUGAAGAUGCAUGUGAAUCAUUGUUGGACAGCAUCUUGGCUGAGAACAAACACAUUUUGGAUUCCUGAACUCAAUGUUGAAAGCCAGUUGAUCCAUUGUUGGGGUUUGGAUUGAUCGGCAAAAUUGCCAUUUUGCAUAAUGCUUGUUGCGUAAAGCAGCUUUUUGCUCGUGAUCUGAAGCCGUUUCAUAAGAUCCAUAUUGCCAUUUGUAAGUGAACGGUAGCUUCAAAUUGGAUUUAUUGCUACCUUCGCUGGGUCAUUGUAAAAAUUGGUGUAUUACUUGAUUUAAUCAUGGAACCGGGAUAUCGCUGUCAAUUUUUGAGUCAAGUAGUUUAACCCGACAAAAAAAGAAAUGAAAAGUUACUCUAUUACUAGUU